Molecule: messenger RNA, 4197 nt
Organism: Ostrinia furnacalis (Asian corn borer)
Lineage: Eukaryota; Metazoa; Arthropoda; Insecta; Lepidoptera; Crambidae
Gene: pigs
Product: GAS2-like protein pickled eggs
Exons: 4
Coding region: 1-2232 (743 amino acids)
Biological process (GO): regulation of microtubule polymerization or depolymerization; microtubule bundle formation; actin crosslink formation
Cellular component (GO): microtubule plus-end; stress fiber; actin filament
Molecular function (GO): cytoskeletal adaptor activity; microtubule binding; actin filament binding
Source: RefSeq, a predicted model, not a curated record
AUGCCCUUGAUUUCUUUGGGUUUAUCAAGUGGAGUUAACAUCAAAACUUACCUCACUUUCUCUUUGUUCCAGCACGCAAACGCAGUCCGUGACUCCGCCCGGUUGAUCCUCGAGUCUCCAGCGCCAGAGUCCGAAGACGCCAUGACCCUGGCCCGUGCGCUCCGCACCAGACCGCCCGUCAAUAUGCUCCCAGCAGCCAAGGCCGGCACCUUCUUCGCUAGAGACAACCUGUCCAACUUCAUCGAAUGGUGCAGACGAGCUCUGGGCAUCUUAGAAUGCCUGCUCUUCGAAACUGAUGAUUUAUGCUUGAGGAAGAACGAAAAGCACGUGGUCUUAUGCCUUUUGGAAGUGGCUAGAAAGGGAGCAGUGCUAGGAAUGCCUGCUCCGUUAUUAGUACAGAUGGAGAAGCAAAUAGAGAGGGAGUUGGCAGGGGAGGAGAUCAGGCCCGACGAGUCUGCCUUAGGUCUGGUGCCGUUGGGUCCUCAGCCUCAGUUGGUGACAAAUGACUUGAGGAGUCUGGACGAGCGGGUCAGGGAUCUGGUGGAAAGGUGCUCAUGCCCUACUCAGUUCCCCAUGGUGAGGGUCUCGGAAGGAAAGUACAGGAUUGGUGACACGAAGCUCCUGAUUUUCGUUAGGAUUCUCCGCUCCCACGUGAUGGUCCGCGUCGGAGGCGGCUGGGACACCCUCGCCCACUACUUAGACAAGCACGACCCCUGCCGCUGCCGCGCACAGCACCGCACCUCGCUGUCUGCCCGCCUGGCACGCCCCAAGCACGACCUGGCCGGAGCCACGGUCACCUACGAACGCCCCGAUCCCGGCUCCACCUCCUUGACCUACAAACCAGAUAAAUACGAGAAAUACGAGCCCAUGUCGCUCCAGACGUAUCAGUACAACAAACUGUAUAAUGACGAUCCGAGAGCUGGGCAUUACCAGUCGAAUCACAGGCUCAGCGAUGCUCCAACUAGUCUUCCUUAUAUGGGAGAAACGGAUAGAGCUGUGUCGCCUUAUAGAAAGAUUACUCCAAGAGCUCACAGUCCUUCCACUGGCAGAAAGUCUUCCUCACCUGACAGAAGAUCUAAAGUGGUCGUAUCUUCGAAUCACCUGGUUCCAACUCCACUGGGAAGGAAUAAGAGUCCAAGGCCGGUGUCACCAGCACCAGCAGCUGAGUCUGCAUCAGACAACGGGUCGGAGGUGUCAGAUGAGGGAUACAGGAGCUUGGGAGUGGUGGCCGGGUCCACGCAAGGAUCGCCCUCGACGAAAACUACGAACAGAUACUCGAUGCACAGCCAGAAUUCGAUGGAAGAUGCUGAAUUUAGUGAGCGUCUCGACCAAGAUGAUGGCUGUCACAUGGACAGAAACGAACGAGUAGAUGUCUACGUGAGCCUCUCCACCGGCCUCCGAAAGACUGACUUCUCCGACACAUUCUACGGGGGCAAGAAACCCGGCUCUAUCGAAGACAAGAGCAACAGAGGUAGCCCCGAACGAAUCGUAAUCACAGAGAAUAACGAUUCCCCCAGCAAAAGCCUCAGACCAUCAAGGGACGCGAUAGAAUCCCCCACGAAGACUAUAAGAAGUCGGCAAGCCAGUCGUAUUCCCCAUUCACCAGUCAGGAACAGAACUCCGAGUCGCGGGAAUACACCAAGUCCCAAACACGUAGCUAAUCCUGCUCAGACAUCGCCCAAGCUGACUCCUAAACUCCCUCCUGCAGCUAGGAACACUUGGAGCGGUCGCACUGCUCCCAACCAAGCUAAGGCUAAAGCCAGACCCACCAUUGGAGCUGAUACCUUCGAGAAUCCCAACAAAUCUCCUAAAGCCAGAGUCAAAGCUGUUAUCCAAUCAGAGGCCUUCAAGAGAAAUUCUCCGCUCCGAGCUAGCAGCGCCACUCUCAGAUCACCACCAAACCAGAAACAGCUUAGUCCUUUGCUAGAAACGAUCUUAAGAUCCACAGAAAAUGCGAAAGACGACGCAGCGGUCUUGGAGAAGAUGAAGGAAAUCAUUAGGACUUAUUCUAAAGGAGACAAUGAUUCCUUGUCAAGGACCAGCUCGAAAGACUCUGAUUAUGCUGACUUCACCUCAGCCUGGGUUAUGUCAGAUGGGAAAUUAGAAAGGUCAAUGAGCACUAGACAAUUAGCUACACCUAGGAAAGACCAAAGGAAUGGCGGCACUUCGCGGAUACCGGCGCCCGUGUCGAUCGGUUGCCGAAGGUCUACGUCCACCUCGCAGUUCCAAUGACAAGGAACCUCGGAGGAUAGCGAGGAAGUCAGUGAUAAGUGACCCAAAGACUAAGCUGCGUGACGUCCAGUGAUUUGGUGUUCACCGACUGUGUAGUGUCACAAAGUUAAACUCUUGAAAUCCUGAAAGUGAUAACUGAAGUUCCGAUUGGUUGGCAAUAAAAUUAGGGUAUGUGGACGAUGUGUGAUGGUCCAGGAUUCGAAGUUUCGUGGCAUACUUAUGAGAUUUUUAACUGUCUAAAAUUAUUUAGAGGCAAUUUUUAAUGAUAUAAUCUACAAACAUCAAGUUUGCCUAAAACUAUAUUAAGGUCUAUUUAUCUUUCUAUAUUGAAUAGUAUAAUCAUAUCUUUGUGGAAUUAGAUGUAGAUGUGAUUAGGCAUUUUUAAAAUGAUAUAAAUGACAGAAUUUUAGUACCUUUAACGGUAGUUAAUCGAAUGUCUUAACUAACUUAGUAUUAGUACUAAUUAAUCUAUUGACUAGAUAAUUGUACUAACCUUAACUGUUACAACUUCUAAUCCAUCGUAAGUUGAUGAUAAAUGAUCAUCAUCAUCUGUAGUUUGAUUACUAUGAUGGUUUGAAAACGUAGGAUGAAGAGUUGUUAAGAUUAUUAUUUCGCUCUAAAAUUCAGCUAAAGAUGGUGCUAAGCGAUGAAAAGUUAGUUUAUGUUAGUUAUUUUAUAUUGUAACAAUGAUUACGAUGUUUAUAGAUAUUUGCUAAGUUUUGCAAAUACUAGUAAUACAAUACAUGAUCUAUGACUGACUAUAGAAAAUCAUCAACCAUUUGUAGAUCAUUUAUUGUAUUUACAGCUGAUUUUAUUGAAGAUGAUACGCUGUAGAUAAGUUUUAUAACAAGACAAGUUUUAGUUUUUAAUGUAUAAUGUCCGAGCUGACGAAUUUUUUUGUAGUUAGUUUUGUUUUAAGUUUUAGUUUUAAGUUAUCCCGGCCUGGUUCAACACUAAAAUUUAAACCGGAGACGCAUUCUAAUGCAUUUAUUUGAGAAAUCGAUCCAUUCCAUAAAUAUAGAGCCGGGGAAAUUGGCAAUGUUACACGCACAGUAAUCUCAAUUUUUAAUUUUCAGAUUGUAGGUUGUGAUAAGGUUAGAGCUUAUAAAAUAUCCGUAGUGUUUUUGAAAUUUUAACUAAAUAGGAUAAACAAAAUUCUAGGUCAUAUGGCAUAUGAAUUUGAACAAUAAACAUCCAUCGUUAUACCUCAUUUUAGUAUACGUAGAAGUACUAAAAUUAAGAAGAAAUAUUUUUUCACUUGCAGUUUUAACAAGCUUAAAGUUUUAGACUCAAUGAAUGCCAUAUAACCGUCCGAUGCUAGCAUAGUUGUAGGACGUACGAUUCUUCAAUCAUUGCUAUGGAUAAUUUAAUGAUUUAAUUAAAUUGAUGAUAGAAGUUUUCGAGUCAAGCGUACUCAUUGUAAAUCUUAGGCGAUGACGCUCUUUCAAACAUCUAUGUUAAGUGUCUAACGUAUAAAAUUAUUCAAAAAUAUUGUAUCUCUACUGUUAGUUAUAAUGCUCUACCUUUUACUUUAAUGUUAGGUCAUUUGCCUUUAUUUUGGCGUAACACAUAACUUUGUUUUAAGUUUUUAGUGCAUAAUUGAAGCAAAUAAAAUAGUUUUUCUAUUACCCUAAGGCAAAUGACCGCUAUAUUUUGCUAAAUGGUGCUUGAAUGUUCUCAAAUGUGUUAAUUAAAAUAAGUAAUGUAAUUUGAGGACAGUCAGUAGCUAAAGCAGUGUUCGCUGUCGUGGUAAAUAUCUUUAUUACAUUGUCAUUUAAAAAAACUAACAGUUGGAGCUCCCCAAGGAGCUAUUUUGGAUCUGUUUUCUUAAAAUGACAAUGAAAUAAAAAUAUUAGUUAGAGGCUAAGUGGAUCUUAGUUUAAGUUACUGUUUCUUCGACAUAAUGUUACCAGUGACUAUGCCAUAGAAAUUGUUAUAUUUCACUGAAUAAACCUAUAAAACAUU